GACCUCUCCUCAUUUCGACGAAUGCAACACCAGCCUGAACCAGUCUUAUCUUCCUGCGCCUCUCGUCUUCUUGGAUGUUCCGCGAGUAGCUAGCCGUAUCCCCAAGCAGAUCUUCCAGCUCUCUUCAUUUCUACGUAUGCAACCCCAAGACCUCUCCUCCUUUCGACGUAUCAACCCCAAGCUGAUCCAGUAUUAUCUUCCUGCGCCACUCGUCUACUUGGAUGUUCCUUGAGUAGCUAGCUGGAUCCCCAAACAGAUUUUCCAGUGUUGAUAGUGGAUAGUGUGAAAUUGACUGCACAUCAGAUACAUCAUCCAUGAAUCAUGAGGUCUUGGAGCGUAUACUUGAAGGAAGAGAGAAUCCGACAAAUCUAUCACUCUCACUUUUGAAGGAUAUCACAGAAAAUUUCUCGGAGGAUCGAGAAACCGGCCAUGGUGGAUUUGCAACUGUAUAUAAGGGAGUGCUCCCAAAUGGGAACGUUGCAGUAAAGAGGAUAAAGAGCAGUCACUCAAUCAAGGAGACGUUGUUUUAUCGUGAAGUUGACAGCCUGUUGAACAUUGAACACAAAAAUGUUGUACGGUUUCUUGGCUUCUGUGCUAGCACAGAUCAGAUAGCAAUAAAAAUUGAAGGAUUGAAAGAGCGUAUUUACGCCGAGGUACGAGAAAGACUACUCUGUUUUGAGUACAUCAGCAACGGAAGCCUGAGAAAAUAUAUUACUGAUGAAUUACGCGGACUUGAAUGGAACACACGUUAUGAAAUAAUUAGAGGCGUUUGUGAAGGUUUGUAUCAUUUGCAUACGGAAAAGCAAAUAUAUCAUAUGGAUAUGAAACCUGACAAUAUACUACUUGACAAUGAUAUGGUGCCGAAAAUCACCGAUUUUGGUUUAUCGAGACUUGAUGAAAUGACGCAAACCACGAGUAAAGACCGUCUUGGAUCACUAGGAUACUGUGCUCCCGAAUACUGGAGCCAGGGAAAGAUGUCUUUCAAAUCAGACAUGUACAGCCUAGGCGUUAUAAUUAUUGAACUAGUGACUGGACAAAAGGCGCUCCCCAUUAACAAUAACAAGGUACUUAGGAGAUGAAGACACAGAUGGAGGAAAAUAGGGAAGGAAACAGAGUUGGUUUACCAGCAAGUAGCAAAAUGUAUCAAAAUUGGGUUACUCUGCCAGGAAAUUGACCCGUCCGGACGGCCUUUUAUAUGGGAUAUCAUAGAUGAUAUCAGACAAGCGGAAGGUGUUAAUGGGUCAAUCAGAAAUGACUCUGAAUAUAAGUUU
Molecule: messenger RNA, 1271 nt
Organism: Triticum dicoccoides
Lineage: Eukaryota; Viridiplantae; Streptophyta; Magnoliopsida; Poales; Poaceae
Product: cysteine-rich receptor-like protein kinase 26
Exons: 7
Coding region: 315-1079 (254 amino acids)
Biological process (GO): protein phosphorylation
Molecular function (GO): protein kinase activity; ATP binding
Source: RefSeq, a predicted model, not a curated record